AUGUCUGCCCCAUUCUCUGAAAUCCAGCCAAUUUACUCAAAGUACCCACCACCUGCUUCUCCCAAAUUCCAGUAUGGGACGGCCGGUUUCAGGAUGCUUGCAUCAAAACUGGACUCUGUCAUGGUGGCAGUGGCCACCCUCUCGGUGAUCCGCUCCUUCUCCCUUCAGGGGAAAACAGUCGGUGUAAUGAUCACUGCAUCCCACAACCCGCCUCAAGAUAACGGCGUCAAAGUUGUGGACCCAUUUGGUGAUAUGUUGCCACAGGAUUGGGAACCUUUAGCUACAAGUUUAGCUAAUUGUACCAACUUCGACGAGUUUGAAAGCAUACUCAACCCUUUGUGGAAGAAAUACAACCCCAAUGGCAAGAAUAAGGCCAAUAUCGUUAUAGCGAGGGAUACAAGAGAGAGCGGCAGUCAUUUGCUAGAUAUUUGUACCCAGUUGUUUGAGUCAAUACCUGAGUUUGUCAAUUGUACAAAUUUUGGUGUCUUAACCACUCCCCAACUACAUUACAUUACCAGGGCUUUUAACGACCCAUCCUUUGGCGAACCUACCGAAGAGGGGUACUAUAAGAAAUUGAAUGAAUCUUUGCUUAGAUUGUUGGAAAUUAAUGAAUUGAACGCUUCGGACCUUACUAAUGUGGUGGUUGAUUGUGCAAAUGGGGUUGGUGCUCUCAAGCUCGAGCAAUUCUUGGAAAAAUCAGCAGUUGCUAGCAAGUUUAAAGUGGUCAAUGAUAACACAGAGGAUCCACAGCAACUCAACGUUAAAUGUGGUGCAGACUACGUCAAGACAAACCAACGGUUGCCUGCCAACAUUAGUGAAGCAGUUGCAUCCGCUCCUAACACCCUAUGCGCAUCAUUUGAUGGUGACGCAGAUAGGCUUGUUUGCUAUUACCAAGGUGACGGAUUCGUGCUCUUCGAUGGCGACAAGAUAGCGAUUUUAUUAUCAAGUAUGAUUUCAAAAUUGUUAUCUCAGUUAUCUGUCGAUUUGAAAGUGGGUAUAAUUCAAACGGCAUAUGCCAACGGCGCUUCUACUUCUUAUAUCGUAGAAGAACUCGGAUUACCUUCCAUUUGUGCCAAAACCGGUGUCAAGCAUUUGCACCAUGAAGCUCUCAAAUUUGAUAUCGGUAUCUAUUUUGAAGCAAAUGGUCAUGGUACAGUCUUGUUUAGCGAUAAUUUCAGAGACAAGAUUUCAAAGAUCAACCAUCCUGCGGCAGAAUCACUGCUAUUGUUGAACGACUUAAUCAACCAAACUGUAGGUGACGCCUUGAGUGAUUUACUAGCAGUUGUGGCUUCGUUGUGUAUUCUAAAGCAAUCCAACAACGACUGGUCUAGAACAUACAAAGACCUCCCUAAUAAACUAGCAAAAGUCGUUGUUAAAGAUAGAAAUGCCUUUGUCACUACAGAUGCAGAGAGAAGGUUGAUUGAGCCAAAUGCCAUCCAACCGAAAAUAGACCAACUUGUCAGUACGGUAAAAUUAGGAAGAUCUUUUGUUAGACCCAGUGGCACUGAGGAUGCCGUCCGUGUCUAUGCUGAGGCGUCAACAAUUGAAGAAUGUGAGUACUUGACUAACGCCGUUGUCAAACUCGUUGCGGAAUACUCGUGA
Molecule: messenger RNA, 1602 nt
Organism: Pichia kudriavzevii
Lineage: Eukaryota; Fungi; Ascomycota; Pichiomycetes; Pichiales; Pichiaceae
Exons: 1
Coding region: 1-1602 (533 amino acids)
Biological process (GO): carbohydrate metabolic process; UDP-N-acetylglucosamine biosynthetic process
Molecular function (GO): magnesium ion binding; phosphoacetylglucosamine mutase activity
Source: RefSeq, a predicted model, not a curated record